AUGUCAUAAUAAUCACAAGUCGAACUAGAAACAUACAGUCAACACUUUCAUACAAUUUUACACAGUUUUUCAAUUGUACAAAAAUACACGCAUAGUCUCAAUAUUAAAAUGCAGGAGCCGCUCGAACUUCAUGCAGAAUUCCUACGUCAACCUUCAAAAGUGGAUGAAAUAAUAAAAUUUCUAGGUGACAUGGCAAAGUCUAAUAAAAUGGAGGGCACCAAAGAGAAGAAGGUGGAGAAGGAAGUCGACAUUAGUGCAGAUGUGACUGAUUACAAUUUUUUGGCUUUAAAACGUACUGAAACUACGGAUAGAAAAAGUUUUUUCUCUCGUUCGUCAAGAAAGAGCAGCGUCAUCAAAUCCAACACGAACCAAAUGACAUUUAUGCGACAGAUUGAUAUCAGCGAUGAAGAGCGCAAAAAAGCUCGAAGAGAACGCAUUCAUAUUGCCACCAGUUUUCGCAGGUUGGGAAAUGCGGAAUAUCGCAAGACAAACUAUGAUCAAGCUAUUAAGUUAUAUAGUCAAGGUUUGAACUAUAUUGUUGAUUCUCCAGUUCUCUAUGUCAAUCGCAGUCUCUGCUAUAUAAAAAAACGUGAAUACAAACGCGCCCUGAUCGAUCUGGACUAUGUUCUCAAUCAAUUGGAUAGCAACUGUGUGCAGGCAUUACUCUAUAAAGCUGGAGCUCUGAAGCGCAUGAAUAAUGAAGAUGGUUUCGAAGAGUGUGUAGCAAAUGCUCGCCGAUAUAAUAGAUCAAAGUCCGAGUACAUUGACUAUUUUCUAGACAAAAUGCGAACUGAUUUUUAAAGAGCUCACAUAUUAGAUAAAAUAUAAACGAUUAAUGAACCAUUUAAUUCAUUCAAAGAAAA
This is a messenger RNA of Drosophila sulfurigaster albostrigata, 863 nucleotides long. Its product is annotated as tetratricopeptide repeat protein 12-like. The transcript has 4 exons. Gene Ontology annotation, molecular function: protein binding. The coding region runs from base 109 to 801 and encodes 230 amino acids. Lineage: Eukaryota; Metazoa; Arthropoda; Insecta; Diptera; Drosophilidae. The record is from RefSeq and is a predicted model, not a curated record.